AUGAUCGGUAGCGACUACGUGCUCGAAGCGCACAACAUCUACCACACGACCGAGGUCGAUACGGGCGGUUGUUUCAAUGGCGGUGGACAGUCGGCCCUGGUGCUGAAGGGGGUGCAUCUGACGGUGCACAGUGGUGAGGUUAUGGCCAUCCUCGGCUCGAAGGGAAGCGGCAAACGGGCGCUGCUGGAUGUCAUUGCCCGGCGCUCGGAGGGCUCGUCCCGUGGACAGGUCUUGCUGAACGGUGCACCUCUUACAAAAUCGUUGUUCCAGCAGCGUUGUGGCUACGUGACACAUGCCUGUGACUUUAUUCCCGGCCUGACGGUUUCCCAAACACUUCACUACACGCCCACGAUUCUUGGUGGUUACCUGAAGAGUUCCAAAGUGCGUCAAGUGCUAGCGGAUCUCGCACUAUCCCAAGUUUCCCACAAGAAGGUGGAAAAUUUGAACAUCAGUGAAAAGCGUCGGCUUGCGAUCGGAAUUCAGCUCGUACGUGAUCCGGUGAUGCUGCUUUUGGACGAACCAACGCAAGGGCUGGAUCCACUAAGUGCAUACCUCCUGAUUAGCAUUCUGUCAAAUUCGGCCAAAAAGACCGGGUGCGGGAUUCUACUUUCACUUGAAAAGCCCCGAUCGGACGUGUUUCCCUUUUUGGACAGGGCACUUUUUCUGUGCUUGGGUGGAGCCGUGUAUUCUGGUGGUACCCGUGCUAUGCUUGAGUAUUUCCAUGGAAUCGGCUUUCCAUGCCCGCAGCUCGAGAAUCCACUAAUGUACUAUCUCUGCCUGUCCACAGUGGAUCGAAGAUCAAGAGAUCGUUUUCUUGAGUCCAGCCAGCAAAUAGAGGCCCUCGUUGAGCGUUUUGCACGAGAAACUCCGAUCCCGGAGGCCCCUAUUAACCCGAUCGGAAGUGGUAAGAUACCGCUGGCCUAUGGAAAACCUGGAGAGCUCAAAGUUUGGGGAGUUCUGUAUCUGCGUCUGCUUGCAGCAACCUUCUCAUGUGGUUACGCUGGAAUGAAAGCCCUCUUCCUUCGGCUCCUAGCGCUACCGGCUACGAUGGGUUUACUGUGGAUGUUAUACUCCCAAACCGGGGACGAUUCGCACGGAUUUUUCAGCAAAAGCGGACUCAUCAUGAACGUUCUCGGAUUGAGCUAUGGCGUUGGUAUCUGGACAACGAUAACUCUCUUCCCGCCAUGGAGAAAACGUUUCUGCCAGGAGUACGCGGAAGGACUUUACACAGGUGCAACGAUGCUGAUCGCGUAUAACACCGUUUCGAUACCGUUUUCAUUCAUUUCGUCGGCUGUGGCUGCCUGUGUUCUUUACCCGCUCGUACUCGAUCCUUCCGCACCGGACGGUAUGACUUUCAUGUACCUGCUGGUGGCAAUUUGGACCUGUUUCAUGCUUGCCGAGCAGCUUUGCAUUAUGUUUUUGCUCGUAAUGAAAUCCCAGCUGAACGCCGCCAUUGCCACCUCUUACAUUUUGAUCAUUUGCCUAACGCUGGCCAGUGGAACCAUAAGAUCUACCAAGGGAUUACUCGGAUGGAUGCAGGAUAACGCCAAGGGGGUGCACACCAAGUACGCCAGCUCGUUGCUGCACACGGCCUCGUUCUUGGGACGGAAGAUGAACUGCACUCCGGCAAAUGGUGUCGUUUGCCCUCUGCCGGCAGACUUUCUCAUGGAGCGCAUUGGCCAUUCAAGUGCCCAGGAGACAACGGAUAUUGCGGCAAGCAUCGCUUUUGCGCUGGGUUUGUGCGCGUUCAAUAUGAUCCUGUACUUGCUACCAAUGCCGCGGUUCGUCAAACGAAAGUUCCGCGAUUGAAAAAACAAUUGCACAUUUCGUACCAGCAUUCAUUUCGUAUAAUUUAGAUCGAAAUUACAAUCCUGGAAUCCUGGUGUGGAAGGAUUACAUUUAUUUUAAA
Molecule: messenger RNA, 1909 nt
Organism: Anopheles coustani
Lineage: Eukaryota; Metazoa; Arthropoda; Insecta; Diptera; Culicidae
Product: ATP-binding cassette sub-family G member 5
Exons: 8
Coding region: 1-1809 (602 amino acids)
Cellular component (GO): plasma membrane
Molecular function (GO): ABC-type transporter activity; ATP binding; ATP hydrolysis activity
Source: RefSeq, a predicted model, not a curated record